Messenger RNA from Paraglomus occultum, 1986 nucleotides. NCBI's taxonomy places the organism in Eukaryota, Fungi, Glomeromycota, Glomeromycetes, Paraglomerales, Paraglomeraceae. The record is from the annotation of a GenBank genome assembly.
AUGUCAUCGCUUGCUGUUUCGGGAAUCGCUCCAUUUUUGGAUUUCGACGACGUCUUGAUGUUCGUUGAGAAGAUCUCUAUGUACUUGAUAAUCGUGACGCCAGAAUCGCAACCGAACUUGCUGAUUACCGUGAAAAAUUUACAGCAAGACUCGAUGAAAUCGAACGAGUCCUUCAAACCCAUCACAACAAUUUUGACGAAUCCGAUCAACAGAGCGUGGCGAGUCAAGCUUCCUCUGCAAGCUCAGAUGGACGGAAGUAGGAAUGAAUAUUAUGAAUAUUUCGAACGAAAACCCUCAAAAUGGGACAUUAUAGAAUUCUUAGAGCAAUGCGACCUUGAGCCGUACGAAAAAAAGGUGAAUCGAUACAUUAGGUGCCUCAGAUGUAUUGCUCGUGGUGAGCAAAAAGAGAGAAAAGAAAAGGCAGAAGAGCUUCUCAGAAGAUACAUUGAAGCCAUUCGCAUUUUUCGCGACCGCCGAGCCACAAAAUCAGUGCUGGAACUCAGGCGACCCAUGUUGGAAAAUAAACCAGACAAACAACGCGUCAAGAAUUGGGAAAAAACACGUAAAUCAAGCAGUGGCUCUUCGAUUUACAUCCACAACCACAACUCGACAUUAUCAGGAAACUCUUUUGCCGUUGCUGGGAACACUUCAACUCCUAAAGCUACUACUAAACGCAAGCGAGAGGGCUUUAGAGGGAAAAAGUUAAACGAUGAGGUGCAAGAACAAACAAAGCGAGUACGUUUUGAGGAAAAGUCGAAGAAAUUCUCAUCAGAAAAAAGGGCAAAAACUAGUGAUAAUUGGGAAGACAUCGAUGCCGCAGCAAUUGAUUUAGAAGAAAUUUCUGAUUCAGACGACGCUGAUGCUGAACCGAAUGAUACAGAAAUUGAGUACCUCAAUCAAGAAGUAAAUAAUUUGAAUGACACUGAGGUGUCCAUUCGAAAUACUUUACUUGAUGUUCUCAGCCAACGUAAAUCUAGGGAUUUAGAAUCGGAAAAAACCUUUAUGAAUUCAACAUUCCUUAACGGUAUAAUUGAUUUAACAGAUGCGGAUAUGAGGCGACAAAUAAAAUCGACAUUGCACGAAGAACAACAAUCAUGGUUAGAUCAGGUAUUAAGGAAACAAGCGUGGAAGCCAACACCCUCGUUCAAGGAAUACUGUGACCAGUUCACAGAUGAUGCAUGCAAUCGUGUUCAAGUCCCUAAUUUAGUCCGAAAGUCCUUCGUUAAAGGACGGUUUGAUUCCUUUUUUGACGAAGGGCAUGAUAUCGCGCAAGAUAUAAUGAAACAUUUCUCGUUACGUUUGGAAGCCCCGAGCAAUAUAGAGUCAAAAGCAUUGGAUCUGGAAAGGACAUUCGCCAUCGAUACAAUUGUAUACAUCAUUAAUAGACUCUUCAAAAUGCAUCAAGAUGAAGUGGAUUUAGUUUGGAUUGAAAUUCUCACUCCCGAUACAAGUAAACGCAAGAUCGAUGGAGUCAUGAAGGCUCUUCUGACAAAGCAAACUCAUCAGAUACUGGCGUUAUUUGAGUUUUCCUUCGGUAGAAAGGCCCCUAUGUCCAAAGAUUAUGAAGAUAGAGUGAAGUUGUGUCGCAACGCCACGAGAAUUUUAAACAAAAUGCUCAAAAAAAUCCCUUGUAACAAGGUGCGGGUGUACACAGUUCAAAACGUGAAUGAACGGAUGUACAUACGAUACAUGGUUCGACCUCUCCCAUCAAUAUACCUGUACGAGGAGUUCGCAUGUAUCAGAUACCCCAAGAAUUUCAGUCAAAUGGAACAGUUCGCUAGAGACAUAAUGGUACUCAUGAAUUUUCAGAGUGAUGUCUUGAAGACAGUCAAAGAAAGCAAUUGCUUUAUUGACACGAUUGAAAACGAUUAUAUCAGCACAGUUUCAGUGCAAGAGACACCGAAAAAGCAAAACAAAGGGAAGAAGGAAACUAGUUCUCCGCCAUCGUCAGAUCCCGGAUCUCCAUGUGACCGACUAUUGAAAUAA